Vitis riparia (riverbank grape) is the source of this 1650-nucleotide messenger RNA. RefSeq names its product syntaxin-112-like. Gene Ontology annotation, biological process: vesicle fusion; exocytosis; intracellular protein transport. Gene Ontology annotation, molecular function: SNAP receptor activity; SNARE binding. The transcript is spliced from 2 exons. Gene Ontology annotation, cellular component: SNARE complex; plasma membrane; endomembrane system. Lineage: Eukaryota; Viridiplantae; Streptophyta; Magnoliopsida; Vitales; Vitaceae. The record is from RefSeq and is a predicted model, not a curated record. The coding region runs from base 494 to 1393 and encodes 299 amino acids.
UUGUUCCUAAUUUAUUCGGUUGUUUCUUUGGAUUUUUUUUUUCUCUGAUCAAUCAUUGGGUUUUGAAGAUGUAAAGAUAUUGUGAUGGUUGGUGUGCAUCUAUUUUCAUUUUCUCGAAGACUCAUUUUUGUUUUUCUUGACCUUUGUUUGGUUGAUGAGAAAAUUGAAGAAAAUUGUGUCAUGAUGUUGUGUUGUUUUGGAUGCUUGAAAUAGGAUUUUGGUUUUCAUAUUUUUUUUCCCGUCAAACAACUGACGAUGCGAAAUUUCAAUGUCAUUUUCUUUUCCUCAGUUUUCUUGAGAACCAAAAACAGAACCAAGAUUGAUCUCUGUCUUUGAUUCAACUGCUUUGAAUGAUUAAUCCCUCUGGUUUCAGAUCCCUUGUUGGAGAAAUCAUAAUCCCAUUUAUCAAAGAAAUACCAGCAUCAGUACAACCCCAUCACUUUUCCUUCAUCUUGACCGAAUCUGUGGUGGGUAUUCACAAACAUCUGUCAAGAUGAAUGAUCUUAUGACAAAAUCGUUCCUCAGUUAUGUUGAAUUGAAGAAACAGGCCAUGAAAGAUCUCGAAUCUGAGCCAGACAUCGAGAUGGGAAAACUCGACCCAACAGAUGAACACAACCUUACUAACUUCUUCGAAGAAGUGGGUGCAAUCAAGACAGAUAUGGAAGAGAUCGUCAAUCUCCUUCUAGACCUACAAGACCUAAAUGAAGAGUCAAAAUCUACGCACAGUGCUAAAGUUCUUCGAGGGCUCAGAGACCGAAUAAACUCAGACAUGGUAACUAUUCUUCGAAAGGCGAAAAAUAUCAAAGCAAGAUUGGGAUCACUUGAUCAAUCCAAUAUCGAUAAUCGCAGUAUAUCAGCUGCUUACAAGGAAGGAAGCCCAAUUGAUAGAACCAGAAUGUCAGUGACAAAUGGGUUGAGAAUUAAGCUAAGAGACAUGAUGAAUGAUUUUCAGUCCUUGAGAGACCAGAUUGUGAAAGACCACAAAGAAUGUCUCAAGAGGAGGUACUUCAAUGCCACUGGAGAGGAACCCAGUGAGGAAGUCGUAGAGAAGAUGAUUUUGGGAGGUGGGCAAGUGAAUGUUUUUGAUGGGAAGGCAGAUUUGGUAAUGGAGAAUCAGGAGAGGCAUGAGGCUCUGAAGGAGAUACAGAGAAGCUUGACAGAGCUCCAUCAAGUUUUUCUGGACAUGGCUGUUUUGGUUGAGAGACAAGGGGAAGAGGUCAAUGAUAUCGAGCAGAAUGUGGCUCAGGCUGGAGAUUACAUCAGUGAGGGGACAAAGAAGCUUGAUUCUGCUAAGCAGUUAAAGAAAAGGUCGAUGAAAUGGACUUAUUGUCUUGGAGCUCUCAUCUUUGUCUUGAUAUUGAUAUGCCUGAUUUUGACUUUCUUGAAGAAUUGAACAAUCAUAUCUCUGUCUUACUGGGUUUUUCAGAGAGGAGGGGGUCUGGUAUAUAUAUACAUGGAUACACAUAUAGAUGUCUGCUUUUCCCAUAUUGCUUGAUAACAACUGAGAUUUUGUUGUGUGGUUUUGUCAUUUUCCAUUCUUAUACUGUAAAUGAAGUGGAAACUCAGGGAUUUGCUCAAGCUCUGAACAAAAGUACUCUUGGUUCUAUUCUUUUUCUUUGAUUUAUCAAUGAGUGUUUUUGGAUUUCUCAA